GUGAAUUUUGACCCUUUGGAAACCCUGUAGUCUGACAGGGAAGACAGCAUGGAGGCAAAUGGAAAAAUAAAUGAGCAGGAGCAAGUCAGAAGACAAAGAAUGGACACAUUCCAGGAUGUAUUCCAGAAAGUGGAGAAGAUUGGGGAGGGCACCUAUGGAGUAGUAUACAAGGCUAGAAACAAACAGACAGGCCAGUUAGUUGCUUUGAAGAAGAUUCGUCUAGAUUCUGAGACAGAAGGAGUGCCCAGUACAGCAAUCAGGGAAAUCUCUCUGCUGAAAGAACUGAAGCAUCCAAACAUAGUCAGGCUUCUUGAUGUGGUACACAGCCAGAAGAAACUCUAUUUAGUCUUUGAAUACCUGAAUCAGGACCUUAAAAAGUACAUGGACUCAUCCCACACAGGGGGACUUCCUAUGAGCUUGAUCAAGAGCUACCUUUACCAACUAUUACAAGGGGUGAGUUUUUGCCACUCACACAGAGUUAUCCAUAGAGACCUAAAACCUCAGAACUUACUCAUAAAUGAGAUGGGAGCCAUCAAGCUAGCUGAUUUUGGCUUAGCUAGAGCCUUUGGUGUUCCACUACGCACCUAUACUCAUGAGGUUGUAACAUUAUGGUAUCGGGCUCCUGAAAUCUUACUGGGCUGCAAGUACUAUUCAACAGCUGUGGAUAUCUGGAGCAUUGGCUGCAUAUUUGCAGAAAUGGUAACCAGAAAAGCCUUGUUUCCAGGGGAUUCUGAAAUUGAUCAACUCUUCCGGAUUUUCCGCGCUCUUGGGACACCUACUGAAUCACUCUGGCCAGGAGUGACUCAGCUUCCUGACUACAAAGCGAAUUUCCCCAAAUGGCCGAGAAAAGACUUGAAGGUGGUAAUUCCACACUUGGAUCGGGAUGGACGAGACUUAUUGGCUCAACUACUAUUGUAUGAUCCCAACAAGCGCAUAUCUGCCAAAGCUGCUUUGACCCACCAGUAUUUCUGGCAGACACCACGGGACGCUAGAGAACAACGUGUAGUGCAGAGGUAUGGCCCAUGAGAAGAGGCAGUUCUGGAGUGACCGAAGAAGGUGGAACCUGCUUAUCUUUGUUUAAAUGUCCUCAAUCUUUUGCUUGGGUUAAUAUUAUAUGUAUCUAGAUUUGGACUAUUCUAAAGGGUAUACAAAUUGCAUCUUGUUCUUUAAAUAUUAAGAAAAAAUUCUUGGUUCUUGUAGCAUAUGAAGAGGAGAAAUAUGACUUGCAGUCUUAAGUUUAACAUCUACUUGGACUGAUGGAAUGUGACAAUUUUUUAAAACUAAGUCCUGUUCUUGCAGUCAUACAUUAAUCUUUGCUGUGGUUCAGAUACUGCAUUGUAAAGAAAUUCAUUUUAUUGAUUCGGGCUGUACUAGCACAGCCUUAAAAAAAGUGUAGGGCAUCACAAUUUUUGCUAUCACUCUGAGGUUUCAUUCUUCCUGCUUUUAGUAAAGUAACGUAUUUCUUGUGUUCACAAUGCUAUUAGCAUCUAACCAUGCUCAACAAAAAUCACUGAGUGGCGUGCAUAUGGGGCACACUUUAGUUUAUUUCUUUAUCCUUCAUCAUAUGGUCUCUAUUCUUUGCCAUAAUACUUGAGAAAACUCUUUUCUUCCAUCCAAAACAAGAUGAAUGUGGUCUCUGAAUCAUCUAAACCAUUAUACAUUUAAAAUGGUGACCUCCAUUGUUAUUGUUUAUUGAAAAUAAAUACCAUUGGAGUUAUUGUAAUUGCUAAUUCAAUGAAAAUAUGAAAGUCUCUGAUCAUCAGUGUAUCAAGAAGGAAGCUGUAUGAGAUAGGUACUGCAAGAUGAUAAAGGAUUUGGACUGACAUGAUUUCUGAUCGUGUUAAUUCUUUGGCCCUCAGCCUGCAUGUAAAUUUUGGCACUGUCAUUUUUCUCUUGUAGCUACAUUCAGUGGAUGCUUUCACCUAAUAAAUCCUUUUCUGGUUUA
Pogona vitticeps (central bearded dragon) is the source of this 1945-nucleotide messenger RNA. RefSeq names its product cyclin dependent kinase 3 (gene CDK3). The record is from RefSeq and is a predicted model, not a curated record. Gene Ontology annotation, cellular component: cytoplasm; cyclin-dependent protein kinase holoenzyme complex; nucleus. Lineage: Eukaryota; Metazoa; Chordata; Lepidosauria; Squamata; Agamidae. Gene Ontology annotation, biological process: protein phosphorylation; G1/S transition of mitotic cell cycle; signal transduction. Gene Ontology annotation, molecular function: ATP binding; cyclin binding; cyclin-dependent protein serine/threonine kinase activity.